Messenger RNA from Aspergillus udagawae, 1824 nucleotides. Its product is annotated as acyclic terpene utilization AtuA family protein. The transcript has 3 exons. The record is from RefSeq and is a predicted model, not a curated record. Bases 1 to 1824 code for a protein of 607 amino acids. Lineage: Eukaryota; Fungi; Ascomycota; Eurotiomycetes; Eurotiales; Aspergillaceae.
AUGCUCAGAAAACGGCCCUUGAGGGUUGGUAACGUAUCAGGCGCGACAGGCGAUAGCCCCAAUGCCAUGCGACGGAUGGCGCAGGAUGGCAACGUCGAUGUGAUUGUAGGUGACUGGCUAUCUGAAAUGAACAUCGCAUGGAAUGCUAUCGCCAAGGCCCAGGAUCCUUCUCUCGGCUACGAGGCUGGCUUUCUCCUACAGCUGAGCGAGUCCAUUGAUCUUAUCAUGGAGCGCGACAUCAAAGUGGUCACCAAUGCCGGGGCGUUGAAUACCGCUGCCCUGGCGGCGGAGACUCGGGCAAUCUCUCGGGCCCGAGGACAUCAUGAGGCGAAAAUUGCGAUGGUUUUGGGAGAUGAUAUAUCGGGUCUGAUCAAAGACCCUGAGGUCCGCCGCAAUUUGACUCAUUUGGAUCACGGUGACUGGCGAUUCGAAGACUGGCCCAUGGAAGCUUACUGCGGUGUGGCUUAUAUCGGCGCUUGGGGGAUUGUCGAAGCCCUCAAUGCAGGAGCCGAUAUCGUGAUUUGUGGCCGAGUUACCGAUGCUUCUCCAGUGAUUGCUGCUGCCGCUUGGUGGUAUCAGUGGGGCCGAAAUGCUUGGGAUAGUCUGGCGGGAGCUUUAAUUGCAGGCCAUUUGAUUGAGUGUGGUCCGUAUAUUACUGGCGCCAACUUCUCGGGAUUCAAAACGCUGCUCCCAAAACUCAUCGAUCUCUCGUUCCCCAUCGCCGAAAUCAACGAAGACGGGACAUGCGUAAUUACGAAGUGUGAAGGGUAUGGUGGCGCGGUCACCAAGCACAAUACCACAGCCCAGUUUCUGUAUGAGCUCCAAGGGGAGCAAUACCUGAAUCCGGAUGUUGUGGCAAAUCUCCACGAUAUUCAGAUCCAGGACAUUGGGCCAGACAGGGUCCACGUCCAUGGAGUAACCGGAGUUCCUCCUCCAGCGACCACCAAAGCGAUUAUUGCAGCGCGCGGCGGAUACCAGGCUGAGGCCACGUUUUACAUUAACGGGCUCGAUGUGACCGAAAAGGCGGAGAUGAUGCGCAAUCAGCUUUUGCAUAUUUUCCGGGAUCACUCGUUCAGCAAACUGUCCAUUGAGCUAUACGGCUCGCCUGCAGUGGAUCCCAAGAGGCAGCAGGCGGGAACAGUCUCGCUGCGCGUAUUUGCGCAGGCCAGGAAUUUGGAAGAUAUAUCCGCACUGAAGUUUAAGAUUCCGAUUUAUGCAUUGCGCAUGCAGAGCUAUCCUGGGUACCACAUGAACCUCGAUUUCCGAACUAUGGACCCAAAACCAUUCAUGGAAAUCUUUCCGGCAACAAUAAGCUGCAGUCUUGUAAAGCACCGCGUUCGGAUCUUACCAAACGGCCCGGAGAUUCCAAUUGUUACGCCCCCUUCAACCACCAAACUCACACCACAACCCACCUACGAAACCCUCCACCCAACUACACUAUCCAUGUUCGGACCAACAGAAGAAGCCCCGCUGGGGAGCAUCGUCCACGCUCGAUCUGGCGACAAAGCAAACAACAGCAACAUCGGCUUCUUCGUUCGCACCGAAGAAGAAUAUCCGUGGUUGCAAUCGUUCCUGACAAUUCCUCGGCUGAAGGAGCUUUUCGCUGAGGAUUGGGUCGAGAAGACUGAAGAUGGGGACCAUAGACAGGUGGAGCGAUGCGAGUUUCCAAAUAUUUUGGCCGUGCAUUUCCGGGUCUUGGACUUUUUGGACGGUGGCAUUGCGAGCUCUAGUAGAAUAGAUGGACUCGGUAAGGGAGUUGGGGAGUACCUGCGCAGCCGGGUGGUGCCAAUCCCUGUGAAAUUUUUACAGAGGGAGUGGAUUUAG